Molecule: messenger RNA, 6896 nt
Organism: Thunnus maccoyii (southern bluefin tuna)
Lineage: Eukaryota; Metazoa; Chordata; Actinopteri; Scombriformes; Scombridae
Gene: arhgef49
Exons: 7
Coding region: 148-3807 (1219 amino acids)
Biological process (GO): positive regulation of Rho protein signal transduction
Molecular function (GO): guanyl-nucleotide exchange factor activity
Source: RefSeq, a predicted model, not a curated record
CUGAGAAGAGGAAGCCGGGGCACUUUGGGAUCUGAGCCAAUGACCUGUAGGAGGAGAGAAGCAGCGUAGAGGCUAAAUUAAAAUGGGGCUGCAGAUCUGCGUACCUGCUGACUGUGUGUCUGAGGGCGGUUCGCUGAGCCUGCAACCAUGCCAGACGUAAAGCCUCCACCGCCAUGUGACUACCCCUCCACCUCCUCCGCCGCAGCCUCUGCCGGCUCACCUGCUGGCUGUACCUCCUCCCUCGACCUCAUCAUAGACAUGGAGCCCUGCAUCACCAACCUCCCCCUGUCCCCCGACCCCUUGUCAUCCUUCCCCCGCCACAGACCCAGCGCCCCCCACCACCCUGGCCUUCAGGGGCCUCCAUUCCCGCUCAUGGCCAGGUGUAACAGCAGCACUCUGCUCACUAACCUGGGGCUAAGGCACUGCUCUGGCAGGCAGGGCCCUCCAGGGAUGGUGCCAGGACAGGGGCUCGCUCCGGGCUCUUGCAUCCAAACAGGAAGCAACAGCAGCCGGCCUUACAGGAGUAUGGAGAACCUGAACUGGAACACUGUGUCUGAUUCAGGCCUGUACACAUUCAGUGCUGCUCCUUACAGGCGUGUGGACAGUGAGUUUAUUUUGCGCUACACCUCCACUAGCCACUGGUAUGAUGGACCUCCGGAUGGAUCUUUGGUGGGGGCCCAUGGACUGGUGCCUAACACAGAGAGCCUGGCAUUCUACCCUCGACAUGGGCUCCCCAGGAAGGAUCUACCACUCUUCCCUCAGUUGCUAUUCCCUGGUGGUGUCGAUGAAUGGGAUGCAAGGAAGGGCUUGAGGGACAAACUCCGCCUUCAGAGUGCAAGGUCAGCAGUAGAGCCUGUGAAGACCCUCCCAUUGAGGCCUCAGAUGACCCCUGGUACUGCACCUAUCGAACGGGAAGGGGUGCCUCAUGUGAAUUCAACAGGUGCUGGAACCAGGCCACUGUGCACAAUGCGCAUCAGCUGCCCUGAGGAGAUUAAGCAGGAGGUCUUGAGGCGCCUGCAGCUAAGGCGGCAGAACAGCAGCCCCAACCUGGCUCUCCACAGCUCCCCAUCCAGCCCGAAAGUGGUUAAAACAUCCUACACAACAGACAACAUUGCUGGUAACAGGAGUGGACCAGAUUCUUCAUCCGAAUGCCACAGACCUCCUGUAGGACGCCUAUAUAUCCCCACCUUCGAAGAGUUUAAGAGGAUGAGGCAGAAGGGGGAGGAACAGAACCAGGAGUCCACAGCAGGUUCUGUGGUAUCUGGAAAACCUCAGACACACCUGCCACAAGACGCAGGAGCAUCAGACAAGUUACCUUCUGAUUGGACUGGCCCUCAGCUGGUCUCUAGUGGAGGAGACAAAGAGCAGAGAGGAGACUCGGAGGAGGCGGAGGGAGACAAGAGCACAGGUGAAAGGACAGGCAGCAGUGACCAAGGCCUGCCGACCCAACCCCCCUGUAACACUGUGAGCAGUAACAGCACUGCAGCCCCCGCCUCCUCCUCCUCCACCACCUCCGUUACCAGCACAUACUCUCCAAUCCGCACAGGCCCAUCUCCACGUCCCCCACUGCAGCCCCUGGCCAGCUCAACCCAGGAGAAAGCCCCCGCUGCAGGGGUAGAAGAAGGUAGCAGCAGGCGCAGGAGGAGCAGUCUGGAACCAGCUGGGUCAGUUCCCUUCCCGCCCAGCAGGGAGAACUGGGAACGUCCCUCCAGCUGCUGCCCAGCUCUCCUUCUGGAGGGGACGGACUUGUCCAGCUACGGAGCCAAGAUUUAUAAGAUGAAGGAUGGCCUCAUUGGCUCUGCACUUGACCUUAUCAAGAAGAGCUGCAGUGCAGAGAUCUCCGCCGAGGCCCCCGUCAGGCUGUCAGGUGACCGGGACGGAGGCUGUGACAUCACCGCCCCCUCGACCGACUGUCAGCCCUCCGCCGUUGCCAUGGCAACGUCGGCAACGGCCUGCGGAGCUGAGGCUGGCGACGAGACGCCUGCAGGAGGAGGAGAAGGAGGAAGAGAGGAAGCAGGAGAAUGCCACACCGGUCUGGGCUGCAGGCGCUCCAGCUCGGACGCAGCCUAUGAGCUGGCUGAGACUGUGAGGGCGCAGCGUGAGUGUCGCCUCCGGCCCCACUACAGCGACCCCAUGCCAGCCGACGCCUCCAAGCGCAAACAGCUGGAGAUGAAGAUUGCUGCCGCCGCCCGACUCCACGGCCAUCGCCGAGACAGAGACAGAGACCGAGACAGUGCUCCAGCAGCAAUUCGUGGUCGCUCAGAGCCCCCAGGUGAGGAGCGGCAGGCGGGUCUGGGUGUGACUCGCACAGGGCAGCAUCGCUGGAGCACCAUCAGCAGCCUGAGCGCUGACAGCGGUGUGGUGGGCCUCAGUGAUGAGCGGGAGGAGGAGGACAGCGAGCCUCGCCGUUACCGCCGCAGCCGAGGAGCUGAGGUGGAAAGGGUAGACAGCGGCAUCGGCCCGGGCCUGUCCCGCACCUGGAAGAGACCGUCUGCCUCCCUCCGAGCCUGGGAGGCGCAGAGACCCUGUCCGGACUGUGGCCAGAGAGACGGGGCCUCCAAGGAGCGAGGAGAGAGCAUGUGUGAACGUUGCUCCAAGCUGCGCACCGAGCGCAAGGAAGCCAUCCUGGAGUUUCUGAACACAGAGUCGAGCUACGGGGAAGACCUGCGGAUCAUCAAGGAGGAGUUUUACUGCCCCAUGCAGAGCGCCGGGCUGCUGACAGCUGAGCAGCUCACUGUAGUGUUUGGUAACGUUCAGGAGCUGAUAGACGUCAAUGACCGCUUCACUGAACACCUGCAGGACAGCAUCGACCAAGCCUUUGACCAGGGAGAUGAGGAUCUGCUGACCGUGUACAUAGGAGAGAUCUUUCUGGAGUUCGUCAACAUGCUGCCCGCCUUCCAGACCUACUGCCUGCAGCAGUCCACCUCGGUCAACAUGCUCAACACACUGGAGAAGGAGAAAGAACUGCUCAGAAUCUUCCUGGAUGUUUCCCAAAAUGACAACACAGCACUGCGUCGUAUGAACUUGCGCUCCUUCCUCAUGGCGCCCCUCCAGCGUGUGACUAAAUACCCGCUUUUGUUGAGCCGAAUCAUCAAGGUCACUCCUGAAUGUCACCCCGACUAUGCACGUCUCCGUGAGGCCAAGAGUCGUGUGGAAUCCCACCUGGAGCACAUCAACAUGAAGACCAAGCAGGAGGGCAACGGCGUCACCUGGUCCCUCCGCUCUUUCCGCCGCGACAGCCGUAAGAACCGGGAGGUCAUCAACAUCGAGAUGCGAGAGGUAUCGAUGAAGACUGUUGGCUGGGCGAGAGAGCACACACGCUUUGUCAUGGAAGGACCGCUCCAGUUGUCCCAGCCAGCAGAUGGCCAAUGGGUGAAGAAGGGCAGCAAGGCCCUCAAGUUCCAAAAUGUCCAGAGUCUUCUGAUGGUGAGGACACAGCGGGCCGGUGAAGGCCCGGGACAGGGCACCGACCUAGGGGCUCGGGGGGAUGUGGUGGAGGGCUGUGGAGAAAGCAUCCGAGAUGGAGUGCUGGUUCUAAUCAAGGACAAGAGCAGUGGAAAGUUCACAGUACUGAGAGAGCCCAUCCGCUUGGGGAACUGUGUGGUGUCAACGGACCCAGAAUGUGAGGACACGUUCGAGGUGCUCGAUAUUCGGCGGGAGUCCUUUGUUUUUCGCGCCUCGGACAAAUCUCGCACCCAGCAGUGGUUCCAUCAGAUAAAGAGAUACACUCGGGACUUGGGCACCUGGAGGAAAAGACGCAACGCUUUGCCCAACAUCAUGAUCAACACAAACCAGACCCGCUCCUGAGACUAACCAUCCCCACCACCUUUGUUACACUGUAAAUAACCUGAAUACUUCUACUGCAAAAAUAAACUGACAACAAGAAGCAUUUCUGAGCAACACCACUGUUACAGCUUGUCAGAUUUCGGUGAAAAAAAAUCUUUCUCAAAGUCUCGUAUGGGUAAAAGAAAGAUAUAGCACUUUUUUUUACAAAGCUAUAAGUGCGACAUACUGUCAUUAUAAUGUAUGAAGAUUUAAUUUUAAGUCGUUACAUCAAGAAAAUGAUCAGAUUCUUGGACAACCAAAAAAACUGGGCUGUGUUUAUCAGCCUUGAUUGUAAAGACUGUUUGCUCUUGAAGAAAGAGAGUUGUGUUUUCAGUAAAUAAGGUGUGUCUGUUGAAAAGCAUGACUGAACAUGACUGACUGCAAAAAGAAAAAUUGUAAUGUCAUUUUUAUACAAGAUGGACAAGACAUUGGGGGAAAAAAACAUUUGUGUUUGGAUUUUACAGGCAGAGAUGUGGUCAAGAGCUGUGUUCAGUGGUUUCUGUUUGUCGUCACUGCCCUCUCCUGUCCGUGUGCCGCCCUCCACGGCGGUACAGCAACUUUCACUGCCAGAGAUGCAGUUGAGUAGAGCCUCUCCUAUAGGCUGAACAGACCUCCUGUAUCACUGUGUUUAAAUGAGAACUCACGUAACAGCAAUAAUCUGUCAGUUUCAAAAGAAGUAGCUACUGUAUAUGCAUUUAAUUUCCCAAGGUUUCCUUUGGCGUUGUGGCGUUUUUCCUGCUUCAAUGCGUGCUGUGUUACAUGAGGCAGAUUCAACUGAAGUCUCAAAUGACUUCAUGUUUGUUGGCAUAAAGCUUUCUAACACUAAGUUCCAGUCAGUCAUUGGGAUUAAGAUGAUUUUAGUGACAUGAAAGCAGUUUGUGAGAAGUCCAGUCAGUCUCCUUUGUAUUAAAGUCAUGUCAAAUACGUAAAGUCAAAUACAGUUUUCCUCGCCGUGUGUUAAGUGCAGAGUUUUUCAACCUUGGGGUCGGGACCUCGCUUAUUUUGCAGCAACAAGAAAUUUUGAUGCCAGUUAGUAUAUUUAAAUUUGUUUCAUAUAUUUUUAUAGCUACUAUUAUUUUCAUUAUUUAUCAAUGAUGUGUUUAUCUUUUGAUUCAUUUUUUGGUAGAUACACAAAUGUCUGAAAAACUGCAGAUAGAACCAAGAAGUUGAUGUCCUCAAAUCAAUCGUUUAUCUGACCAACAACCCAAAAUCAAAGCAUAUUCAAUUUACACUGAUAUAAAACAAACAGUUCUUCCAUUUAAAGAAGCAGAAACCACAGAAUAUUUAGCAAUUUUGCUUGAUAAAUUAUAAAUCGAUUAUUAAUUAUUAUUACAAAUUGUUGUUGACUGGCUUUCUAUCAGUCAUUUCAGUACUAUAUAUUUGUACUAAUCAAAAUCAAAUAGGGGUCAAAUAUAUCAAAGUUUCUGUAUAAACCCAACAUUUUUAAACAUAUUUAAAACAUGCUUUCAUUGUGGGGUAUUGUGCCAGUAAAGGUUGAGAAACUCUCGUUACCAGAUGAUGGACUCAAAAAAACAUCUCAACCAUCUUGUCAUGACACAGUUUUAACUGUGUGGAAUUAUGUGACCUAGCACUGAGCUGUUGUGCCUUGGUACUUGUUUACUGUUAUGCUGAAAACUGAAAUAUUUGCAACUUAUCACAGUAGCAUUUAUCCGAGACUGGGACUAGACUGCCCUCUGUUGGCACUUGAUUGAGCUACAUUUACAGGCAAUAUUACUGACAGUCCCUGGUUGCUGACAUGAUGUGAUAACCUUAUCUGUAGUGUGUUUUAAUUUAUGAAGGCUUUAUUUUGUUUAAUGCACUUUAUUAUGAUUCAGAGAUAAAAAAAAAAAAAAAACCUCUCCAGUAUAACUGCUGGUGGAACAUACAGCAUGUUACGCUGUCUUCUUUAUUCAUCUUUCUCCAUUGUUAGAAGGAAUCGACCAAAGCUGAUGUCAGCGGGUGGAGACAAUACAGUCGAUCCAGUCAUCAAACCAAAAUCACUAUUUAAUACUGAUGCUGUUUUAUGUUAUGAAGUAGCACUGCUAAAAGAGGUAGCGAAUCACUGUGUUUUGGAGGGCGGGGCUGCUCAUCUCUACACCAACACUUCUGUGCUGUCGCAGGAUGCUGUUUCAGAUGAACCCUUUCAAAAUAUAAAAAAAACAAAACCUGCUGAGUUGCGUACAGUUUUUUUUUUUUCUUUUCCUCAUUUGCAUUUGAAAGACCUGGUGUAUUAUUUCCCUGAUGUAAUAUAUUGUGAAUUAUAUUAAAAGAUUUUAAACACACCCUGUUGUUUUUCUAUUUGUGUGAUGCUGGUUUGAAAGUCUGAUGAACCAUGAAAUGUAGAGUAUAGAAAUAUAUUUACAGUAAGCAUCUUCAGAACAGACAGGAUAUACAUACAAGUGGAAUGCACUUAUCACUGUGGGAAACAAAAGCACAAGAUGACAGAGAGCGAAGGUGAAUUCUUUCUAGAAAAUACAAUCCAGCUGCACUACAGUACUGAAGAAAACUGAAACACGGAUGCAGACAAUAGAAACACACAUUCAAGACAUUUCCGUAAGUGAAAAAAAAAAAAAAAAGGAAAACCAUACAUAUAUAUUCCAUGCAGUACAUAACAUUCUGACUAGUUUGCUCAUGGAUUUCUAGAGAAAGCUUCAUCGUCUAACAACAAAAAUAUUGAAAUGGCUCAACAGACAUAUUCAUGGCACUGUUGGAAAAAAUGACAAACAAGGAGCCGAACUAAUCACAGAGUAGCUUUCUAUCCUGUGAAGUGCACCCUUGUUGUUUCUUUGGCUCUACCUCUCCUGAAGUCUCAUUUAUAAAAUUUGGUGUUAGCACAGGUACAUGCUAAUGACCAACAUCCAAAUUAAGGCUUUUUUUUUUAAUGAAAGUCAAAAAUGAUCAAAAUCUGAUAAGAAUGCAAUAAUUAUUUCUGAUUUCUUGUUACUUUCUUUUUUUAUUCUAGAUUCCAUCAUCUGAUCGUUGCAUCAAAUAUUUUGUUCAUAAAUGAGGCUCCUGUAUCCGUUUUCUGACAAUAAUUCAGAGUCCUAACAAAUAUCACCGGGGGGGUCAAC